Prionailurus viverrinus (fishing cat) is the source of this 1873-nucleotide messenger RNA. It is a transcript of the gene ZNF697, whose product is annotated as zinc finger protein 697. NCBI's taxonomy places the organism in Eukaryota, Metazoa, Chordata, Mammalia, Carnivora, Felidae. The transcript is spliced from 3 exons. Gene Ontology annotation, molecular function: DNA-binding transcription repressor activity, RNA polymerase II-specific. The record is from RefSeq and is a predicted model, not a curated record. Gene Ontology annotation, biological process: negative regulation of transcription by RNA polymerase II. The coding region runs from base 161 to 1828 and encodes 555 amino acids.
AGCCGGGCGGGCGGCCAGUCUGCCAGCCAAGCCCGCGGCCGCCGCCGCCGCAGCACAAGGGCAGACGCGCCGCGCGCGGGGCUCCGGCCGGGGCGCGCGCUGCCCUCGCUCCUCGCCGCGCAGGGGUCCCUGGUCCCAUCCCUUGUCCUGUUCUUCCCGGAUGGAACAAGAAGAUAAACAGGGUGUGUGUGAAGCCCAGGACUCAGAAGACGAGGGGAUGGGCUCUGAUUUUGAGAACUCUGAAGACAGGGAACGGGACCCAGAAGAAACGGGAAUGGGCUCUAAUCCACAGGAUGCACUCAAGAGGCAAGACCACCCAGAGCCAAAGAUGGGCUCCAACCCACAGGACGCAGCUCUAGGAAGGGACCCAGAGAAGAGGGAACUGGUGUCUGACAUCUGCCCAGAGGGGCUGCUGAGUGAGGAAGAAGGGGCUGCUCUCCGCGAGGAAGAUUACCCAUCUGGUGUAGCUGAGAUGGCGAUGUUCCCGGGACUGUCUGAGUCGGACAGCAUUUCCCGCAGCCCCCGGGAAGAGGAGGAGGAGGAGGAGAGCGCUGGGGAGAACCCGCUAGACGAGGAGGAGCAGCCGCCCCCUCCCAUGCUUCCCUGGCGGCGGCACCUCUCCCUGGGGAGUCGGCACCGGAGCGACAAGCCUGCCCACCGCCGCUUCCGCCGGCUCCACCAUCCCAUGGCCAUGGACCUCGGGGAGCUCGACAGCCUGAUGGCCAGCAUCAUGGACGCGCCCACCAUCUGCCCCGACUGCGGGGAGAGCUUUAGCCCCGGCGCCGCCUUCCUGCAGCACCAGCGCAUCCACCGCCUGGCCGAGGCCGCCGCCGCCGCCAGCCUGGAGCCCUUCGGCUUCGCGGGCGAGUGCGGCGCGGUAGUGGGGAUGGUGGGCGUGGGCGUGGGCGUGGGCGUGGCGGGGGGCUUUGGGGCGGGGCCCGCGCUGGCCCGGCCCCCGCGCGAGAAGCCCUUCCGCUGCGGGGAGUGCGGCAAGGGCUUCAGCCGCAACACCUACCUGACCAAUCACCUGCGCCUGCACACGGGCGAGCGGCCCAACCUGUGCGCCGACUGCGGCAAGAGCUUCAGCUGGCGCGCCGACCUGCUCAAGCACCGGCGCCUGCACACGGGCGAGAAGCCCUACCCCUGCCCCGAGUGCGGCGAGGCCUUCAGCCUCAGCUCGCACCUGCUGAGCCACCGGCGCGCGCACGCGGCGGCCAGCGGCGCGGGGGCGGCGGCGCUGCGGCCCUUCGCCUGCGGCGAGUGCGGCAAGGGCUUCGUGCGCCGCUCGCACCUGGCCAACCACCAGCGCAUCCACACGGGCGAGAAGCCGCACGGCUGCGGCGAGUGCGGCAAGCGCUUCAGCUGGCGCUCGGACCUGGUGAAGCACCAGCGCGUGCACACGGGCGAGAAGCCCUACAUGUGCUCCGAAUGCGGCGAGACCUUCAGCGUCAGCUCGCACCUCUUCACGCACAAGCGCACGCACUCGGGCGAGCGGCCCUACGUGUGCCGCGAGUGCGGCAAGGGCUUCGGGCGCAACUCGCACCUAGUGAACCACCUGCGCGUGCACACGGGCGAGAAGCCCUUCCGCUGCGGCCAGUGCGAGAAGCGAUUCAGCGACUUCUCGACGCUCACGCAGCACCAGCGCACGCACACGGGCGAGAAGCCCUACACGUGCAUCGAGUGCGGCAAGAGCUUCAUCCAGAGCUCGCACCUGAUCCGCCACCGCCGCAUCCACACCGGCAACAAGCCGCACAAGUGUGCCGGCUGCGGCAAGGGCUUCCGCUACAAAACGCACCUCGCGCAACACCAGAAGCUGCACCUGUGUUAGGGCUGGGCCGCAGGGAGGCUGCCCUGGGGAUGGGGUGGGGGGAGC